ACCUUCUCCCUUCCCAAGGCCCUGAGUCUUCAGCCCCUGGGCUCACUAAGGUCAGGAGUGGUUGCUGUGCCGUGGGAAGCUGCCUGGACUGCGCCCGGCAAGCAUGGCGCUGCUGAAAGUCAAGUUUGACCAGAAGAAGCGGGUCAAGUUGGCCCAAGGGCUCUGGCUCAUGAACUGGCUCUCCGUGUUGGCUGGCAUCGUCAUCUUCAGCCUAGGGCUAUUCCUUAAGAUUGAACUCCGGAAGAGGAGUGAUGUGAUGAAUAACUCGGAGAGCCAUUUUGUGCCCAACUCCUUGAUAGGGAUGGGGGUGCUGUCCUGUGUCUUCAACUCUCUGGCCGGCAAGAUCUGCUACGAUGCCCUGGACCCUGCCAAGUAUGCCAAGUGGAAACCCUGGCUGAAGCCGUAUCUGGCUGCCUGUGUCCUCUUCAACAUCGUCUUCUUCCUGGUGGUCCUCUGCUGCUUCCUAAUGCGGGGCUCACUGGAGAGCACCCUGGCCCACGGGCUCAAGAAUGGCAUGAAGUACUACCGAGACACAGACACCCCCGGCCGGUGUUUCAUGAAGAAGACCAUCGACAUGCUACAGAUCGAGUUCAAGUGCUGUGGCAACAAUGGCUUUCGAGAUUGGUUUGAGAUCCAGUGGAUCAGCAAUCGCUACCUGGACUUCUCCUCCAAAGAAGUCAAAGAUCGCAUCAAGAGCAACGUAGACGGGCGAUACCUGGUGGAUGGUGUUCCAUUCAGCUGCUGCAACCCCAACUCGCCACGGCCCUGCAUUCAGUACCAGCUCACCAACAAUUCGGCUCACUACAGCUACGACCACCAGACAGAGGAGCUCAACCUGUGGGUGCGAGGCUGCAGGGCCGCUCUGCUUAGCUACUACAGCAGCCUCAUGAACUCCAUUGGCGCCGUCACGCUCCUCAUCUGGCUCUUUGAGGUGACCAUCACAAUUGGCCUGCGCUACCUAUACACAGCACUGGAAGGUGUGUCGAACCCUGAAGACCUUGAGUGUGAGAGUGAGGGCUGGCUUCUGGAAAAGAGCGUGUCGGAGACUUGGAAGGCCUUUCUGGAGAGCUUGAAAAAGCUGGGCAAGAGUAACCAGGUGGAAGCCGGGGGUGCAGAUGCAGCCCAGGCCCCAGAGGCUGGCUGAUAGCUCCGGGGCCCCCUCCCCUCCUGAACACUGAGAAGUAGCGGACUCCAAGAAAGUGGAUACUCCCCUU
Molecule: messenger RNA, 1214 nt
Organism: Hyaena hyaena (striped hyena)
Lineage: Eukaryota; Metazoa; Chordata; Mammalia; Carnivora; Hyaenidae
Gene: PRPH2
Product: peripherin 2
Exons: 3
Coding region: 104-1144 (346 amino acids)
Biological process (GO): visual perception
Cellular component (GO): membrane
Source: RefSeq, a predicted model, not a curated record